UAAUUUUCAUUCUUUCCUUCAGAUUUAUCUUUCGCGAAUUUAUACAUAUUAUAUAUAUAUUUUGUAUGAAUUUUAAUUAAUUUUUAAAACGCGUAAUGAAAAUUCAUCGUUAAUCUCGAAUUCUCGAAUAGAGCGAUACUAAAGUCGAUAUGUAAAGCAAAAUUGAUUAUACGCGAACGAUUCGCAGCAACUUUAAUUUGUUCGCUCGCGAGUUUUGUUUGCAUACUUUCAGCGUAUGCCGCGAAGAAAUUUCGUUUCGCCGAAUUCGGGUAGGUAGGUGGGCGAAUAUAGGUCGCCCUGUACUAGAAAAGCGAGCGCGAUUUGCAUCUUGUGCGAACGAAUUCGUUGUUGAAAAAUUCGGAACCGAUUUCACGUCCAGACGGUCGGAAAAAUUGAGAGAUUGCAGAUGACGGUGUGUGAUAAAAUUGCGGUUAAUGUAUCAACAAAGCAGCAAGAACAAAGGUCAGUGCACUUAUAUCCAUCCUUUUCUUUCUAUAAAUAUUAUCGUAAAAGGUGUUCUUUACGCGAAUUCAUUCAAACGUUCCUAAUAUUUCAUCAAAUUAAUCCUUUAAAUCGUCUUAAUCUGGAUAACAUAUAUUUUUAAUUAGAAGCAACGAAAAAAUUAAUAAUAAUUUCUUUUCCUAUACGAGAAUGUUUCAAUAAUUGAUUAAAAAAAAAUAAUUUCAUCAAUCCCAUUGUCAAUAAAAAUGAAAAAUGUCACUAUGCAUUAUCUAACCUCGCAUUAUCUCUGAUGAACGAAAUGGAAGAAAUUCAAUUGCAAAUAACUUUUUAAUUCUUAUUCAUCGAAAUCUGAUCUUCGCAAAUCUUAAUUUUCCACGCAGAAAGGAAUAUCUCUGAACGAAAAGACCGCCGCCAUCCUGUCACCUACCACGAAGACCGCCCCUGAGGGCAAGAUCAAUGCAUCGACUUCCGUGUCAUCAUCCAAGAUGGCGAUUCCGAACAGCAGAAAUUUCGCCAAUUGUUACAUGGAACUGUGCAAACAGCAACGUCUGCGACCUCUGCCGGUCAUCUGCGUGACACUUCCCCAUAGUUUAGACUUCACCACCGACCGUGUAAAAAUGGACGAUUGGGGUCCAAUAUUAAAUUCUCUGUCUCUCGAUCGUAGCCUACGAUCGAUCAGCGUUCGCAGCAGGUAUCAAUGUCGCAAACCUUUGGAGGAGAUCAAUUCGGAAGACAAGGCCAGAACGAUGGGCAAGGCACCUGUCGUCUUGUCUCGAUAUCUUCUGGAAUGGCUGUCCCAUAGCGUAGCUCAAUGCGUCAGAAAUUCCCCGGUUCUCACCAAUUUGGAGCUGGAAGGAAUUCCAUUUCCGCCAGAUUGUUUGGCUGUUCUGUGCGUGGGUCUGUCCCACACGCACACCCUUCAUUAUUUGUCUCUCCAGCGUUGUUACAUCGGUGAUAGUUCUUGCGAGGUGUUGUGUCGUACGGUGGCCGAUGUUCCGAGUGUCAGAUCGUUGAACCUCAGUUACUGCGACUUGACGUGCAAAUGCGGCCCGGCUCUAGCGGCCGCCUUGUGCAGACAGAAGCUGUUACUCUAUCACGACACUUGGAAACAAUCGCUCAGAUAUCAGGAGCCGAAUCUCGAGGCUAUGCCCGGAUUACGUCGUUUGACGUUGAACGAUAAUCCUCAACUCGGCGACGCGGCCAUAAUGGAGCUGAUCGAGGCGGUGAGGGAUAGUCUUUGGUUGAAGGCGUUGGAUCUGCAACGGUGUGGAUUGACCGACAAGAUCGGCAAGGAUCUUCUCGAACUGCUGGACCACAACACCACUCUGAGCAUCCUGGACGUGAGGCAGAACGUGAACCUGAACGAGGCGUUGGUGAACGAAGUGAUCAAGAGGCUGGAGGAGAACAACGGUGACUCGAAGACCGAGUAUAGGUGGUUAGGUUUGCCGCAGCACGAUCGAAGAGUGGUGUCUGCAGGGAGUGGGAACAGGAACGAGAACGAGGAUCACAGGAAACCUCCGAUCAGGCCGCGCAGCACCGAGUACAACAAAGGGCCGUACGCAGCUAGGAGAAUGGUUAAUCAAAGUAACGCGAGGAAAAUGAAGAUGAGACCUCACGUUCCACCGUACAAGACUACUAGACAACUUCAGCAACAGGAGCAACAGCACAUCGUUCAAAACGGUCAGCCCAAGUCGAAAAUCUCGCUUCAUCUGGAUCUACAGUCUCACAUACAGCCUGUGAUGGGGGAGGGUCAAAAUAACGUUCCAUCCUACGUGGACAGUAUUCAGGCUGACACCGACAGGUCCUCGUCGAAGAAUCUGGAGAUCAUAAAAAUCGACGUUGGCGUGCAAGUGGAAGACGAAGAAAUGGAGAAUUCCACUAAGAUUCAGAAGAUCCAGUUCCAAUUGAGCGAGGCGAAGGCUGAACACGAUCGGUUGAUCGAAGAGGCUAGACGUAGCGGUAUAAUGCUAGCGGACGAGCGAGGAAGACGCGAGGCCGCCGAGGAGCAGUUAAACGCGAUGAAAGGGAAUCUGACAGAGCUGGAGAACGCUCUGGAAGAGAAGGAGCGGGAAACGAGCGGAUAUCUAUUGCUCAGUCAGCAGUCUUUGGAGGAGAUUUGCAGUUCCUUUGAUAGAUUGCUGAAUAUGUUGGACAACAUGACGAAAAAUCCGAAUACUAAUAGAAGGGAGAGUACCGAGGCUGCCAUUGUGAGGGCGGACAUAAAGAGACGGGUCGCUUCUGUGAUCAGGGAGACGAAAUCUGAGAAUCUGAGGCGAGGAUUCAUCAUCGACGACGACGACUCGAUCCGGUACACGGAGCCUAUCAAGAAGUUUGCCAAGUCGGAGAGCGACAUGAGAUCCGCUUUGCCACCGAUUUCCACGUUGCAUCUGGAGAGGAAUAUAGGGGACAGUCCGGAUAUCGGUUCGCCCACUUUGCAAAGGGUCUUGCUUCACGAGAAGGACUCGUUGUCUCCCAGAGCUAGGGCCAGGGCGCUGUUCGCUCAGAUAAUUCAAGGAAACACUGUGCUUGACUUUUGCACUCAUAUCGAUUAGUAAAUUGGGAGUAGCUGAAGAUUCAGGGACGAGGUUUUGUAAGGUGUACAAGCGCGUGUAGCUUUUUAUAGAAAUAAUAUAGGUAGAUAAAUACACGAAAGGAACGAAGAAAAGGAACAAGUGUUCAGUGCGUCGUACGUUGACCCUGAUUCAUUGAAAUACCUUAUAAGCUGAAGCUGCGAUUGAUUGAUGGGAAACGAAAUUAAGAAAUACAGUAGAUAAAUAAAAAGAAAAAAGAGAAAAUAUCGGAAGAAACACGUUUUAGAAGAAGAAAAUUCGAGAAAAUUGAAGUGUCGUGGUUCGAAUUGCGUGGAUUAAUAAAUCGUCGAAUCGAAGCAAGUUCGACGAUGGUUUCUAUGCAAUUGGAAAUGUAUCGUUAAUAUAUAACGCGAGAAGUCGCGUUUGGGAUCGUUUUGUAACCGCCACGGUUUUUCUUAGCUUCGUAAUUGUAAAUGGAAUAAACAGCUUUCAUCCUUCUCAAUGAGCAUCACUUCGUUCGUGAAACACGUGUGUAGUAUAAUUAGUUUGUAUGGAAGUUUAUUUCGUCCGAGUAGCUAUAGCAUCGAUGUUAUUCCUCUUGUUCUCGUUCUCCUUUCCAUGAAAUUUUCUCCGAUACGCGAGCCACGCUUCCAACACAAUGAUAAAAGGUUAAUAUACGAAUAAAGCCCGAUCGGGCUUAUGCAAUUUCAAUAAUCGAUCCGGAAAUAAUCAUGGAUAAGAAAGGAUGAAACGUCUCGUUAAAUUGCACGAGACAUUUUGUUAGAAACUAUUGUACGUUGCCACUGGUGCUUUACGUAUUUAUUACAAAUACGUAGCUAAAAUAAUUUACCGAGAUAAUUUGAUCCAAAUUCUCUCAGAUGACAAAAAUAUCUCUUUUUUUUUCUUUUUCUUUUUUUAAAUUGUCCACAUGAUAAAACUUUUCGUUCGUUCAUUCUAAAUAUAGUCGAGUCGACUAUUAUUUUAUAUAUACCUCAAAAGAUUCGAACGGCCUAAUAAUUAUAAAUCAUAAACUACUUGGUCUCAAGCAUAUUUAAUUUGUCAACGAUUCAAUGUAAUACACAAAGUAACCAUCAGGAAAUAAAGGAUUAAAUACACACGAAAGAAAUGGAAUCAUUGAUAAAAAAAAAAAACAUAGCCAAGAUUAAAUCAAGGAUAAAAAGCGAUAACGGUAAAGUCGGGCAUUCGUGUGAAAGCUUGCACGCGGAGAAAAGAAGGCGUAAUUUCCAGAAAGCUCCGGGUAUCGACGCCGAGCACGCUCGCUGUCGCUUUUAACGUUCACCCCUUGGCGCUCUAUGGAUUUUCCAUUAGUUCCAACCUGAGUACUCGGUUACCUGAAAAACGGUCAGCCACGGGCUACUAGUCAAAGGUAAUUUUUCAUGAUAGAUCACGCUCGGCGUGGCGUGUUGCGAGCGCGCUUGCUCACGACGGCGAAAAGUAUGCUGCUCUCCAGCAGAAGAUCAAACGUGCCAACAACGUCGUCCACUCUCUUGCUCUUAUCGUUGUUGCUCCCGAUGAAUCGACGAUUAUCGAUCGCGAAAACCCUCUCAACGUUACCUUUAAUCCUCCCCUCAACUGACCACCUGGAUCCGCUCGACGAUUCAUCGCGUCUUUGCGUCACCUAAAUACGCGCUUAAGUGGGAUCCAACGCGUGAAAUGAAUCUUGAGCGUUGUUUGAAGAAGUGGAGCAAGGAUCUUCUUAAUAGACGAUAGAUUAUUUUUGUGUUUUCGCAAGAAGAAUUUUCGAUUUUUUCUUUUUUUGUGAUUUUUUUUUAUGAAUUACAGGCUAUUGGAGGAUCAUUGAGCGUAACUACUUGCUUACUUUUGAUCGUUCAUCGAUACAUCUAUAGUUUUAAAAAUGUUUUUUAAAAAUUAAUAAUUAUUCACUAACAUCUUUGUCCUACUUUUGGAUGGAUUUUUAAUAUAUCUCUUCGAAUAAUAAUAAUCAGAAAUAACAAUUGAGAAAUUGGUUUGAAACAUUUUGACGAAUGUAAAGCUGUCAUUAAUAAUUUCAAAU
Molecule: messenger RNA, 5028 nt
Organism: Apis mellifera (honey bee)
Lineage: Eukaryota; Metazoa; Arthropoda; Insecta; Hymenoptera; Apidae
Product: centrosomal protein of 78 kDa-like
Exons: 1
Coding region: 948-3014 (688 amino acids)
Cellular component (GO): centrosome
Molecular function (GO): protein binding
Source: RefSeq, a predicted model, not a curated record